Bicyclus anynana (squinting bush brown) is the source of this 11073-nucleotide messenger RNA. RefSeq names its product meiosis regulator and mRNA stability factor 1 (gene Marf1). Bases 229 to 3987 code for a protein of 1252 amino acids. Gene Ontology annotation, molecular function: RNA nuclease activity; mRNA base-pairing post-transcriptional repressor activity; CCR4-NOT complex binding. Gene Ontology annotation, cellular component: cytoplasm; peroxisome. Gene Ontology annotation, biological process: post-transcriptional gene silencing. The record is from RefSeq and is a predicted model, not a curated record. NCBI's taxonomy places the organism in Eukaryota, Metazoa, Arthropoda, Insecta, Lepidoptera, Nymphalidae. The transcript is spliced from 17 exons.
UGAAAAAGAUGGCGUAGCAAAGUAUUGUUGUGUUUUUACAUUUUGUAUAAUGUUGUUUUAUUAAACGCAAAUCCAUAUGAUUGAAGCAAUUUAUGACUUAAUCUAAGUAUUUCUCAUGUUUUUGUGCUUAGUAUAUUUGUAUUAGUUAAGGCACAAAUCGCCUAAUUUCGGUUGUGGCUUUGUUCUAUGCGUAUGUAAAAGAUAAAUUAUUUUGGAUUAUUUUAAAGUAUGGCUAUGAGUAUAAUGAGUUCAUCCAAUGAGUUUAAGUGGUUGGAGGGUUCCGUGAAGUACAAGGAAGCCCGAAGUCAUUCCGUUCAAGGCAUCCCGAGCAAAAUACUGAGUCCUGCCAUGAAAAUACCGUUGCCACCUCGUUUAUGGAUUACAGAUAUAGAAGACGAGUCAUCAGACGAGAUGUGUGCCAGUGUAAGAGAUGAUGGUUCAGUGCCCGUGGAGAAGCCGAGGGUCAGAUCACGGUACCGUCACCAUAAACAACGUGCAAAUACAUCAGUACCUUUGGGGAUAUUUUGGGAUAUAGAAAACUGUCAGGUACCCCGCGGCUGUUCAGCAAUAGACGUGGUUGCAGCAAUCCGAGCUAAGUUCCUCACAGGGAGGAGGGAGGCGGAGUUUGUUGUUGUGUGUGAUGUGAGGAAGGAGACGCCGCUCAGACUACAUGAACUCAAUGAUGCUCAAGUUAAUUUAAUUCAUGUGUGUGGAACACAAAAGAAUGCAGCUGACGAGAAGUUGAGGCAAUGUAUGAGGAGGUUCGGGGAGCUCCACACUGCCCCGGCUGCCUUGCUUCUGAUCUCAGGGGACAUUAACUUUGCUGCUGAUCUCAGUGAUUUAAGACAUAGGAAAAACAUGGAAGUGAUAUUGGUGCAUAAACAGAACACCUCAUCUGCCUUAAUUGCGUGUGCCUCCAAUCAUUAUGAUUAUAAUGAACUGAUAGCACAUGUACCGAGGAACCCUAAGGUAAGCCAAACAGAAGAGGAGGUGGUGCCGACGUGCGAGAUGGAGGUGAUCAACUUGCCGAUAGACCAGCCUCCGGAGCGCGUGUCGCGGCGUCUGCGGCGACUGUCGGACAACUGCGGCGGCAGGGUGCUCCGCGUCACCGCCUCCACUGCGGUGAUGCGCUUCCCUACACCCGACCACGCGUCUAGAGCUUUAAAACGUAUGGACGGCGAGGAUGUGUUCGGGCGCAAGAUCGGCACCAGGUUCGCGCGAAGCACGACCCAGCCGACCUACUCCAGCGACGAGGGCUACAGCACGGCGCCGGUACAGCGCCCGCCGCCGGAGGUGUUCGUGCCUCUGCAGGUGCAGCAGUCGUUAGCCAAUCCGUCCGUGAACCGAGUGAGGAGUCUGUCUACCGAGUGGGCCACGGCGCUGCAACAACUGCCCGCGAUCGCUCCUUCUCUGAACCAUGGCCCGGCGGUGGGGGUACCGCGCCAGAUCCGUGGCACUCAUGGUUCAAGAGUGGAUGUCUCGGGGUGUUCAUCGAGCAACAGUGGCGACGACAGCCGCAGAGAGUUGAACCAGAGCCGAGCCGGCUCGCCGUGGAACUCGUCCGUCAGCUUCAGCGAGCAGAGCGAGGGCGAGCAGGACACGCCCGCCGAGCUCACCGUCACCAACUUGCCGGCCAUGGACCCGCGCGUUCUGCAGGAUAUGCUGGUGAAGCUUUUCAGUCAGUAUGUAACAGUCAACCAAGUGUCCAUAUGGGCUGCCGGCGACGGGCCUCUGGCGACGGUGCAGUUGCGAUCCGAAUGGGACGCUCGCCUUGUGAUUGCGCGUCUGCACAAACGGCGGUUGGAUAACACUUGGGGACGAUUGAGACUCGAAUUAACUCUUGGCAGACCAUCCCCCAUACUAAACCUCGACGUUCUACGCACACGCCUCCGUGCUAUACUACUCGAUCAAGCGAAUCACUCGUUGCCCCUACUAAGGUUACGCGACGCGUACGCAAGUCGAUAUUGCUGCGCGUUAACUACCUCCGAUUUGCAGAAAGUGAAGGACACGGUGACUAUACAAGAGGGGUUAGGUCGGACGGUCCAGUUGCUGGAUCUCAAUCCGAUGUCGAACUUGGACACCGAGGACGCUCCGUGGAAGUGUAAUAUCCACGCGGUGAUGAGCACCGGCCAUGAGGACGGUAGUAAGAUUUUGAUGCCUGUGUACAUGGAGUUGGAGGUGCUGGCGAAGCAUAUUCAAAUGCUGCUGGACUGUCAUGGCGGGAUCGUGCCGCUGUUGAGUUUCGUGGAAUGCUACGAGGCGAUGUUCCCGCAGCUGCUGGCCAACUACCGCUACGGAGUGGCCCUGGAACUGCUCAUUCGCAGCAUACCUGCCGUGCAGGUGAAGGACAGCCCCUCGCGCCACAUCACCUGGUGCCCGCCGAGGGUGGAGUCACCGCCGACCUAUAGCUUCCAGAGCGAGUCAUCACGAUCAAGCGGCGAACGCGAGCGUCCCCGUACUGCGCCCGUGCUGGAGCCCAUGCUGGCGCUGUUCGAGAGGGAGCUGAUCGACUUGCUGCGCACCACGCCGCGCUGCUGCAUCUCCUUCAGCAAACUUAUACCCGCAUUUCACCACCAUUUCGGCCGGCAGUGCCGAGUUGCCGACUAUGGCUUUACUAAGUUGCCCGAUCUACUUGCCGCUCUUAGCAACACAAUCGUAGUGCUCGGAUCUGGAUCGCAUCGUGUGAUAACAAUAUCAGCGGCGGCGCAAAGCAAACGUUGGACGUCAGAUCUGAUUAAAAUAAUAAAAUCCCAACCCGGCAAUGUUAUCAGAAUCCACGACAUACCAGAGAUUUACCAAACCACCAUUGGAAGACCUUUCAACUCCGUCGAUUAUGGAGUCUGCACUGUGAAGGAACUCAUGAAGAAAGUCUCCCGGGACAGUGUAACGUUCGCCGCUGAUGGCUCUAUAACACUCCCCCGUUCACCAGUUGCAAUCCGUGAUGACGUAGCACUCUUCGGAGUGGAAGCCGUAGGACUUCUCUGCUGCACACCCAAUUUGAGGAUGCCGUUCUCCCGCUUCGUGCCGGCCUACCACGCGCACUACUCCAAACAGUUGAAAGUCUCCAACUUUGGCUGCCAAAAAUUGCUAGAGCUGUUUGAAAUGAUACCCGACUCGGUGACGGUGUACUGCGACAAGUCGGGCGAUCGUAUUGUGCGUGUUGCUCCUUCGGCCGCUCGAUUGGAAAUGGCUAAACGUGUGAAGAAGUUGGUGCCAGUUGAGCUUUCAGCGCUGCCGUCUGCUUACGCGGUGCAGUAUGGAGCGCUGCCGCUUCCGGAUACGUUGGACGUGUUGACGCUUGAAGCGCUUGUCCUCGCUUCGGGGGGUGUUAUUGAAAGCGGGGUUGUGUACGCAGCGGAUGAUACGACCAGAUGGGCCAGUGCUGCGUUGGCUGCUUGUGCGGUUUUGUCUUCUGACCGUAGUGUUGCUCGGGGGUCCAUGUUGGAAUACUUCGUGUCAGCAUUCCAUAGUUUAUAUGGGUCAGAGCCUAAUGUGAUGUUGCUGGGUAACCUCGGGGUGUUGGAGACCUUGGGUUGCCACGUGCGUUUGGCUGCCAACUGGCGUACAGUGUGGCGGGUGGCGCAGAUCAUCGCCGAUCGUUCUGCGCUGGCUGGGACGGAGAUUUACAUGGAGUUCUUGAAUCGCUACGGUCCAUCGUUCCCCAACUGUGAAUUGGAAGGUGCUCAAUCAGUGGCGAACUUCCUCCGUCGCUACAGCUCGGUGUUCAGCGAGGAGAACGGUCAGUGGAAGCUGGCGCCGGGGGUGCAGAUGCCGGCCAAGAGAGACGUGGCGCCGCUGAAGCUCUCCCUCGAGGAUUACUCCGUGUACGACACGCCGCCCGGACAGAAGGGUUCUCGCGUAUUUGAGUCGCCAAAGAGAAAUAUUCUGUGUGCUCCGCCUGCGAGCUCUUUGCCAGCUCCUACCGGACUGCUCAACCAAGAUAAUAAACGUCGCACACGAUUGGCCGCACAAUUCGACGCGGCAUAAGAAACCCACCAAUCAACAAAGCAUUCCAGCAAGCUACAAUGUAUAUGAAAUUGCAUGUGUUCCAUUUCCAAAGUUGUCCAACAAACCAAAAAAAAAAAAAAAUGGAGUAAAGCCGCAACGAAUUCUAUUUAAAUGUCCUUUAAUAUGUGAUGUUUAUAACAAUAAUGUUUUAGAACGUGUAUAUUUUUGUGUGUUUUAUUGAUUAGACGUAAGAGAAACGUUUUGCUUUCGUGAAAUGUUAUCAAGUGCGGAAAAAAAAAUAACUAUGUUCCAUUGAAUUAAAAUACAGGUCAAUCGAAGUUCAACCUUAAGUUAAUACAUUUAGAGUCUAUAUUGGCAUCGACGUAUGAUUAAGUCAAUUAUGUUUUGUUCACUUUAAAUACAGGUCAAUCGAAGUUCAAUCUUAAGUUAAUACUUGUAGAGUCUUUUUUUCUUUUAUCCAUCGACGUAUAAUUAAGUAAGGACCCUUUAUUUUAGUUAAGUUAUAAUUUUUACGGACUCGCUAAGCUACUUAAAUACCAAUUGUUGUACUUUACUUUUUUAUAUCUUGGAGGUUGGUUAAAAUUUACGACUGUGUCUCUUACCUAGAUUCUAUCCAAUCUUUGUUUUAUCUCUUGACUAUUAGUUUAAUUUAGUAUGUAUAUAAUUUUAUUAUUUAAGAAUCCCUUUCAACUAAAGUUCAAUAUCUAUUUAGACUGUAUGAUAGAAAUAUAAUAAUUUAUAGCACAUAAAUAUUUUAUUUUAUAUUGCUAUAAAGAGAAAUAUUAUUUUUAUGUACUUGCGGAACGGCUCCUAUUUUUUUUUAUUAAGUUGGUUUUUUUUAUAGUUUUAAUAUUAAAUUAUGGUCAGUCAAUGACUUCCACACUACAUAUCAGAAUCGCAGCGCGCUUAUAACAUUUUUCGAAUGCUCACAAAAGUACAAUAAUAAUUGUAAUAAUAAUUAAAUGUUAUUUUUUAUUAGAACUUUAUCCUUCGAUGUUUGAUGAUCUCCACUGAUUGUUCAGCCGGCAUAAAAUAUUAUAAUAAUUGGGACCUGCUAAGAUGUUAUGAUUAAUUUUGUGUUCGGUUAACUUAUUUCGCAUUUAAUAUACAUAUUUGAUGCUGACUGUACUAAAGCCGGGUAUACACUAAGCCUGCAAAGGAGUGCGCUGUGUUGUUGAAGAGUUGCGCUGUCCAAUCACAGCACAGGGUUGAGACGUCGCAACAACAACAACUUCAUAUCGAAAUAUCGAAAUGUUGAUAUGCUCAGAUGGCGACAUUGUGUUGUGCAACUGUCCAAAUUGAGAAUGUGCUGUUCAACAGUACGGGUUGACACAUUGAGCUGUUCGGGUUGAAAUGUUGUGUAACUGCUCAGGUUGAGAUUAUUUUCUGUUUAAAAGCUCAAGAUCUCAAUUGAGCCGUAAAAAUAUAGCGAAGAUACGUACAUUUAUUUCUAUUUCAUAAGGAUAUAGUAUCGAUAUGAUCUACGAUGUGUAUAAAUAAAUAAACACGACUGUAAAAUUUAAUAUGAUUCGCAGAAAUAAUAUGAAUUUUACUCGAUCGUGAUUGGAGGACACCUCCGCUCGCGGUAUGAUUUGUUUCGCGAUUGGUGGACGGUGGCCUUUAUAUAAUAGUGUUUUAAUGGAUACUUGAAAUGAUAUCGUCUAUUUAUAUACAUCGUUGGCUGAGCUCAUUUGCGGUGCAGUGUAUACCCAGCUUAAUAAUAUUAAGUAUACGUUAUAUAUGUAGAAUAUGGCUUCAUGUGACUAGUUUUUUUUUAUUUGUAGUUUGCACUAGGAAUCUAUUGAGUGUCACAGUUUCGAAUUUAUUAUUUUUUAGACGGAACUUUAUUUUAGAUUUGUGUUAUAUUUUCAUGAAUUUAAGAUUUAUAAAAUGAUAAUAAAUGAGAAUUCUUACGACUAUCCAUCUUGAAACAAUGUAAGAGUCAAUUAUUAUUAUAAAUAUUCAAAUGAUUUAUAAAGGUAUUAUAGUUAUAUCGCUUUGUGGAAUAUUAUUAUGCUUGUGCCUGAAGUGAAGUGCAAUGAUUGAUUUCUUUUUUUUUUAAUUUAAUUUAACACUGACAACAUUUGAUGUGUCGUCAAAAUUGGUCGUUCCACAUUAUUAACCUAAUACAUGAUUAUCACAGAGUAACCAGAGUGAGUCUUUACAAACAACGUACUGAAGCCGAUGAAACCCAUUAAAAAAAAAACGUCACGCGUCUCCUUGACAACCGCAUAUACAAACUUUGUUCAUAAUUUGUAUUUCAAAAUUUAACACUAACAACAAUUACGUAAAUUAAUAUAAUAAUCAAUAAUUACCUAUAAAAAAUACUCCAUCUUAUUUCUUUAGUCUUUGUAAACAGUUUAUAAAAUAUUUAAAAACACAAGCCAUUCGCCAUUUUUCUUGAAUAAUAUUGAAAGUUACUGAUGCGACGGUUCGUGUCGUACUGACUCGAGAAUGUAUUUUGUAUUUGGAGCGGCUACGACACCGUCGUGUUCCGUACGCUCCAUCUGUAUAUUAUUGAUUAAUCUGUGAUGAUUAUAUUAUUGAAACUAUUUUUGUAACGAGUUGUAACAUACUUUUAGGAUAAAUUGAUACACAUUUUUUUUUUAUAGAUAAUUUUGCGACGGUGGAUCUAAAAUUUGUUACAAACGACCGCCGUUGCAUUUUAUUUUAAGUAGUAGGUACUACUGUAGUCUUAUUUUCAUUUAAGUAGAUGGAAGGUCAACAAUUAACUGAAGUAUUAUAAAUAAAUAAAUGAUUUAUUGAGCAAAAAAAAAACAUAUUUCAUACAAAUAUAGGUUGAAGUUAUGUACCGUUUAGGACCGCUUCACACUAGCUUGGGCGUUAGUCAAACGUAUAACGCAGACGCAAAAGCGACGUAUACGUCUUUUUGCACUUUAUUCAGGCGAUCAUCUCACUCGUAGUAGUCGAUUCGAUAAAUAAGCGAUCAAGCCUCAAUAGCUUAACGGUAAGAGCGGUUGGACUCAUUACCGUGAGGUGGUGGUUCAAUCCCCGCUCCGAUGGUCUAUUGUGGUACCCACUCCUAGCAUUCUUUCCGACUGGUAGGAGGUUAAUGGGAAUGUUUGUCGUAUUAAAAAAAAAGAUAUGGCAAAUAUUCCUUUAAAAAAAAAAGAAAAAUAACCUAACACUAGCGACAAUCAACGAAUUAGCAGUCGUAAUGUCGCUGCGUCUACGUUCGCAAAAGUUCGGCAAAUGUCUAAGCUAACAAAAUAUUCAAGUGUGAAGAGGCUUUUACACUUAACGAAAACGAAAACCAAUUACGAAAUCGUAAAUCGAAAUUCGAAAGAACCAAUACGACUUUACUAAAAAUUACGAAAAUAACAUUCGAAAAAAAAAUGCUUAAAGUAAAAUAUGUCUUAAGAAUAGAAAAUCAAAUGACUGGCUUAUAGUGUAAAGCAGUCUUCUAUAUAAUGUCAAAUUAAAAUGACUCCAGGAUCAUUGGGCCAGCAAAAUUGUCUUGUUUCAGGUAAAAAGAAGAAUACAUAAAUUUCUUAAUGUGUUUAGCAUAUAACAAAUAUAACGUUUAAAUUCAUUGCUCACAUAAUUGAACUUACUUAUAUGUGUCAGAUAGUCUACACAUAAGUUUUGUCACUUUCUUACAUGAUGUCAAAUGACAAAGACAAAACAUGUGUGUAUGUCUUAACACUUAUCAGAAGGUGGUUAAAUUUGCAUUAGUGUGCUAAUGACGGUAUUGAUCGCCUUUUCUGUGGGAGAAUACUUUGACUUUUAGAGUUUGGUUUUCGCGUCCUAGGCCUUAACUUUGCGGGCUUAGGUCUAGGUCUCUUGGUGUAAUCUUGCCAUUAGUAUUCUAUAAUAUUACGUCCACUCUAUUUAUUACUUGCUCUGCAUUUAUGACAUUGAGCGAGAUGUAAAUAGAUUUGACGUCUACUUAAAAUUCAUUUGUACAUUAGUACGUGUGUAUUGAACCUCAAACAUCUGAAUAGUAUAAAAUCGAGAGACUUGAUUAAAAAUAAAUCCCACUUCUGAUAAUAAUAAAUUCUGAUAAUCUAGCGUUAAUUUAAACGAAAUAUUUAAGACUUGCUUAAUACUAUUAUUUGGAUAUAUAUGAAUUCAAAUGGAAAUGUCCUUUCAUAUAUUAUACUAAUAACUAAUGUAUUAUACGGAGUUUUAUGCAGGCCGGCCAGUGAAAUAAUUUUAUCUAGGUUUAAUGGAUAUUGUAUAUGUAGUAUUGUGACUGACAUUCAUAUUCUAAUAGGAGAUUGUCCAAAAUUAUUUUUUUUUAAACUAUUUUCGAUUAUAAAAAUCUACGAAUUUACUAAUAUUCAUUCUCUCCCAAGAAAUACAACAAUAUUAAGGGCAGAUUGAUGACGUUUUCAAUGCAAUAGUCGAUUUGACGUUUGCUGUCAAUUGUCAUGUCAUAGUUGCUAUAGAGGCGUCAUCUUGAUAUAACUCAAAAACUUGGGUUUUAAUUUUAUUUAUUUCUUUUUAUUUAGUUAGAUUUGUUCACUUAUUUAGAUUUUAAUAAAAUCCUUGUAUUUUUUAAAUUUUAAUGAUACGGGGUACAAGAGUGGACCUGAAAUGGACCAUCUCCUUUUGGUAUGAACUCUCAGAGUUAUCUUCACCAAUGAGAUUGUUGAUAGAUGAUCAAUUAUCACAGUGGUGGAAUACUGACGUCAUAAGUCACGUGUCAACGUCCUGAUUGGUGAAAACUAUACUUUGUUUUUGUGUAGUGUGAUAUAUGUCAGUGAGUGUUGUUGUUAACGUAUACGUAAAACUUGCAAUGAAACAUCAUUGCGGAUUGAGAGCCCGAGAUUUUCAUUACUAAUGAGGUUAUUAAUAAGGCCAAUAGGUUCUAUAGGUUUCACUGAUGGGAUUAAUAAAAGUUGAAAGUGACGUCAUGACUGUCAAAUAUCUUUAAAAAAUGUGUCUUUUGCGUAUCAUUUUGCUGGUUUAAAAGCUCAGCACUGAGAGACAUAUUAAUGUCGUGAAUAUGAGUGUCAGAACCACGGCUUUAGACUGUAAGCUGUCAUUUUAAGAAAAUCAAAGAGAAUUGUAAAUUACUUAUGAGAUAAAUUUAUUGUUAUAUAUAAUGUAAUGAAAUUUGUAAACAACUUAAUGUAAGUGAAUGUGCAAUCUUUUAUUUAUAUAUCAUAUAAUAUAUAAUGAAUAUAUUGUGCGAUAUACGCGUACCAAAAUAACUUCAAUUAUUAUUUAUUAUAUCUAUGGAGAUUACCUAAUCAAACAAAUUUAUGUAUAUUAUGUACAUAUCUCACUGAAUUGGUACAAAAUCUUGUGAGCACAUUUAUUUACAAGUUUUAUAACAUUUAUAAAUAUAAAUUAAUUAAUUAUUAAUUAAUAAAAUUAAUGUAUAGAGAUUUUAAUGUGGAACUCCGAUAUUGCCGCCUCAUUAUAAUUAUUUUAGCAAUUCUAUGUAAGCAGGCCCUUGCAUUGUGUAUUCAUAUAUAUUAAUUUAAUGCAAUGUACUUUUGUUUAUGUAUUUGUUUUGUUGUGAACACUGCCAGUCUGCAUUUUAUGUACAAAGCUGAGAAAGAUCACUUGUCCAACAAUUAUAUAAAAAAAUUGUUUACAAAUUAAGAUGAAACGCAUAAUUAAGUAAUUUUAAUUAUUCUGCUGCAGAUUUCUAUUUAUGUAAUUUUUUACCAUUAUGACUAUAUUAUAUUCUAAAUAUAUAUUUUUUUAUUUUAUAACGAAAUUCAAUUCAAAAUGCUAUGUUUUGAGGGUACUUGUAAAUGUGUAUAUGGCAACAAACGGGAGCCUGGGCUGCAUUCUUGUUUCUUUUACCACAAUAUAUAGCUGCUUCAUAAUUUUAAAACAUUCUACAAUAUAGAUUCUUACUAUUAUAAUGCUAAAGUCCUUUGUUAAAACUUUUGAGUAUUCACAUAGGUUUAAUGACAAUUUAAUUAUGGUGUUGUGGAUAGGUUUAGAAAGUCCCAUUAUUUUUUUAAAUAUGGCGGACUGUGUUUCAUAAUACUCAGGUUGUUUGGCAGAUAUCUGUCUCCCAUGGUUUAAUUUAACUUUAAGGCCCGGCUCUUGUGUGUAGGUACUAGUACUUAAAUCAGGGGUUCCCAACCUAUUACCAUUUGCGCCCACCUUAAGUUACUACGCCCCCCUCCUUAUCCCAACUCAACUACAAAAGACAAAAAAACAAACGAUGAAAACUUUUAUGGACUUUAUUAAUUGUGUACAACACAUAAUAAUGACCAUUGAGUCACCAGACCAGUGAGAACAUUGGUCCUGCACUUUGUUAACCAAUUUAUCAAUUCUAGGCUUCAUGUUGGUCAGUGCACCGCGUGAAUUUUCGACAUGAAGUUUAUUUCUUUGCUUCGUUUUUAUAUCCAACAGCGUCGAAAAAUCCCGUUAACAAAGAUAGGUAGUCGAAAACGGUAAAAGGAUACGCAGUGCUUUCUAGCCGACAACAGGCUAAAUAACAUUAUAUUAUUUUAUCCAAAAUUCAGUCAAUUCCAAUUUUUUUUUUCAAGCCGCGUUUUCGUCACGCCCCCUUUUGGUUUUAAUGCGUUUUCGUCCACGCACUCCUUUAGAUCACCCUACGCCCGCCAUGUGGGGCUCGCUCUACUGGUUGGGAACCUAUGACUUAAAUGGUACCACAUAUGCAUUGUAUGACAAAGUUACCACAAAAACGAUCAGCCAAAAUUUGUAUGUAAUAUCUUGCCUUGCGUACAAAGUGUGGGUCUAAUCAAUGAAUGCCUUUUUGAUUACAUACGUUGGGUGCCAUACACAAUUUUCUAGUUAUAGACGAGUUUAUAUGCUCUGUGUAUGUGGGUAUGAUGUUUUACCAAAACUUGCCGAAUUGGAUUUCGCAAGACUGUAGCGGAUAAGUAUUUUUAAGCCAAUGUUGUUUUUACUUUUAUGACCAAUAAAAAAAAAUAUUAAAUUUAUAAGAGUAGAUUAUAAGAUAAUUCGAGUAAAUAGAAAUACAGUAAGUGAAGAUGUUAGUUGUUAUUUUCUACAUCUUCCUCGUUCUGUGAUCCUUAUGAUUUGUUAUAGUUUCCAACUAGUGAAUAUGUGUAACAAAAAUAAUUGUAUCGUCGUAAAUGCAUGAAAAUGGAUGUAGUGUUGGAAAAUAAAUGUUAUUUUUUGAGA